Adineta steineri is the source of this 471-nucleotide messenger RNA. The record is from the annotation of a GenBank genome assembly. NCBI's taxonomy places the organism in Eukaryota, Metazoa, Rotifera, Eurotatoria, Adinetida, Adinetidae.
AUGCUACCUUUAACACUGCUUCGAACGGCGGUUUACCAUCCUAUGUUGGUAGAAUUGAAGAAUGGUGAAACAUACAAUGGAAAUUUACUAAGUUGUGACAAUUUUAUGAAUAUUCAUUUACGUGAUGUUAUAUGUACUUCAAGGGAUGGUGAUCGUUUUUGGAAAAUUCCUGAAUGUUAUAUUCGUGGUAAUACGAUAAAAUAUCUACGAUUACCCGAAGAUAUUCUUGGACUUGUUAAAGAAGACGUCAAUGAAAAACCAUCACGUUCUGGAUCAUCAAAUCGACGACCAUUUCGUGGCCGUGGUGAUGGUGGACGUGGAGGAUAUGGUGGCCGAGGUGGAGGAGGUGGUGGUGAUCAACGUAAUAAUUAUAAAGGUAGUGGUGGAGGUCGUGGUGGACAUCAAGGUUCACGCGGUGGUGGCCGUGGUGGUGGUGCUGGCGGCGGUGGUCAACUACGUCAAGGACGAUAA